AUGUAUAUUUCCAACAUUGCGCUCCUUGCCUCCGCCACAGCCGUGGCGGCUAACUGCCCGUCUUUCCCCUCCUCGCUCGUGGAAUACUCUUCCGAAUUCAAGCAGCCCACGCCACCGGCGGUCAAGCCAGAGUUCCAGACACACUUUGUACAGCACAAAUGGAACCAGAACCUCUCCCACAUCCAGACCGGCUACAUGUACAACUCCCCCGCCAAGAACCUCGUCCGCGUCGACGAAACCUUUGAAGACGGCCUCGCCACGUCCGUGUUCAACUUUGCCAACGUCACCGAGGACGCACGUGUCGACAACACGCUCACCUCGGUGUUUAAAGAUUUCGCCCACCCCCAAGUAUGGAGGGGCUACGUGAACACCAAUUAUCCCCUCAUCGGUGCCGAUUUUCUCGCCAAGGCCGGCGCCGUGUUUUCAGGAUUGGUUGAGCGGGAUUUUAUUCCGGGGAGGGUUGCUUCAUGGAGCAUUAUGUACCAAGGCGCUAUUCCGGUCACGGUGUACGUGGAUGGGUGUAAUGUUGUGCAGGGCUAUGAUUACUUUGCUCCCAUUGAGAGAACUAGGGUGACCACUUCGUUUUUCAACACGCGCGUCGGAAAGGUGGACAUUUGA
Molecule: messenger RNA, 618 nt
Organism: Metarhizium brunneum ARSEF 3297
Lineage: Eukaryota; Fungi; Ascomycota; Sordariomycetes; Hypocreales; Clavicipitaceae
Source: RefSeq, a predicted model, not a curated record